AUGGCCAAAAUAUUGAAUUUUUUUCGAACUAUAAGAAAUAAUUGGAAAAAAUCCCUUAAUAUUAAAAGUAUUAAUAUCUUCAGUACUAAUCAAUUAAUGAGGCAAUAUUGUGAAACUGUAUCACAAUAUGGUGAUGUUCCACUUCCAACAAAUAUAAAACCUCGCCAUGUGACCAUUAUUUUAAAUCCAGCUGCCAAGAAAAGGAAAGCUAAAAAAUUAUUCCAAAAUUAUUGUGAACCACUUUUGCAUUUAGCUGGAAUUUCUGUUACUAUAAUAGAGACUCAAUCAGAAAAUCAUGCUCGAAAAAUUAUAAUGGACAUAGAUACACCUACAGAUGCCAUAAUAGUUGCAGGGGGAGAUGGUACUUUAUCUGAUGUUUUAACUGGAUUAGUAAGGAAAUAUGAUUCUGAUCUUAAUUCAGUUAAGCAGUGUCCUAUAGGUAUUUUACCACUAGGACAAACGAAUAAAAUUGCAAAAUCCUUGUAUCAUGAAUAUGAUAAUUUGUCUAAUGUAAAGCAAAUGAUAGAGGCAACAAUGGCAGUUAUAAAUGAGCAAUAUAAAAUGAUGGAUAUGAUUGAAGUUAAACCUAUUGAAGACAAUUCAGAGGAACCAGUAAAGUCAAUUUAUGCUAUGGGAUCAAUUGAAUGGGGUGCAUGGAAAGAUGCAAAUACUAUUGCUAACAAAUAUUGGUACUGGGGACCUUUGAGAAAAUAUGCAGCUUAUGUAUUUAAUGGUUAUAAAGAGAAUUUAAAUCAGUAUUGCAAUGCAAUAUUAAAAUAUACACUUCCUUGUGAAGGUUGUUCUCGUUGUACUCAAAAGAAUUCUUUACUAAGUGGAUAUUCUAAUUCAAAUACAAGGUGGUGGCAUGUAUUUAUACCAAAAAAUACUGCCACUAGAAGUAGCAUUGACUAUAGUAAAAUAAUAAAUGAAGAAUGUGACAUUGUUCAUGAACUGUGCAUGUCAGCAAGUGAACUGCAUAUAGAAACUUCUAACAUAAACAAAACACAAGGUGUAUCAUCACCAUCAUCUUUAAAAAUAAAAAUUGGUCCAAAAGGCAUUGAUUAUCUUUCUUUUGUGACUGAAGGCUGGAAACAAGAAAAUAGUAAUAAAUCAUUAUGUGAACAAGUGGUAGAAGCAAAAAACAUUAAGUUAACUCCCCAAAAGGUUGAUGAAAAAUGUUCAUUAUACAUUGACAAUGAGGAAUACGAACUAAAACCAGUUGAAAUUAAUUUGCUUUCACAAGCAGUAAAAGUAUUUUGUUCUCAUAUGAACAGUUAA
Habropoda laboriosa is the source of this 1278-nucleotide messenger RNA. It is a transcript of the gene Mulk, whose product is annotated as acylglycerol kinase, mitochondrial. The coding region runs from base 1 to 1278 and encodes 425 amino acids. The transcript is spliced from 8 exons. The record is from RefSeq and is a predicted model, not a curated record. Gene Ontology annotation, biological process: protein insertion into mitochondrial inner membrane; ceramide biosynthetic process. Gene Ontology annotation, molecular function: ATP-dependent diacylglycerol kinase activity; ceramide kinase activity; acylglycerol kinase activity. Gene Ontology annotation, cellular component: TIM22 mitochondrial import inner membrane insertion complex; mitochondrion. NCBI's taxonomy places the organism in Eukaryota, Metazoa, Arthropoda, Insecta, Hymenoptera, Apidae.